AUGAACGACAUGCACAUUGCUCAGACGGAAGGACGACGACUAAGCGUCCCAUCGUGUAACAGCACCGGUUCACUCACAACGGUUAGCGAUGGUAAGGCUGCAGUGCGCGAAAAAGCGUCGUAUCAUGGGGGUCCAUUGGUGUGGCGUGUAUCGGAGGGUUCAUCGUUGGCAAUCGUUGGUUGCCGCUGUUGUCGGAUGAAUGCGUGA
Enterobius vermicularis (human pinworm) is the source of this 207-nucleotide messenger RNA. The record is from the annotation of a GenBank genome assembly. NCBI's taxonomy places the organism in Eukaryota, Metazoa, Nematoda, Chromadorea, Rhabditida, Oxyuridae.